UGUGACGUUUGGAUUUUUUUGUCGGAAUAUAUCACUGUUGACCAACUCGAGGAUUAUUGUGCCGUUACGCAGCAGAGGCAAUUUUCCAAAUAGCUCGAUAUUUCGGCACUGACCUGGAUUUCGCGGGAAAAUUAUUCCUUGGAGACGAAGAUAACAAUCUGUCAACUGUCAUUUAUUGUUCGGGUGCGUUUGACAAACGAAAGUGGAUCGCAACUGUAAAGUGGAAAUAGCAGCAGAGUUUUUUCUUGGCCAGUGGGUGGUUCCGUCUACCGGUGGUCACUGAGCCAGUGGUGGUGGUGGUGGUGGUAAAAUAUCACGUACGAUGUGAUGUGUGCGGGACGAAUGUUGUCAUUUUCCGUUGGUGAUGGUUUUAAAUUGGAAGAUGAGAUAAAAUAAAUGUAAUAAAUUGCCAAUCCGAAGAUUCUGACAACACCGGAAGCAACCGAUGAAAAUUGAGUGUAGUAGAGUGCGCUCAGAUUGAAUAGGCAAUCAUCUCCAGUGAAGAGUAGAUUGGUCAGAAUAUAUUGGGUGUGCUCCGAGGAAGAUACGUUUUUCAAUUUUGGAGCCCCAUAAUAACCACGGGUUCAUCCUGGCUUUGGCAUUCAGACUCAGUGAACAGGAAAACACAGUAAACGAAUUGAAGGAAAAAGGCAGAAUUUAGUUUCGAGGAUAUUUUUGCUAGUACUUGGAGGAAAGGUCGGUGCUUUCAAGAAGACGUUCCGGUGAAUAGAAGGUGCCGUGUUACUGUCGGUCGCUAACAAUACCGGCUACUGAAGCGGAAUAUCAUCUAGAAAGCUUAUUUUCAUUACAAAAAAAAAAAUUAACGUGAAAUUAAAUCGAAAGUGGGUCAUAGUUGGAUUACAGAAGGUUGUUAUACUCAGUUGGUGGAAGAAUAUUUGCUACUAGAAUAAAAUCGGCAGAAGUACAUCAUCUUUGAAUAAAGGGUUUUAAUUGCCACAGCUGAAAUUCUGAUUGAAAGUGUCAUUCUGAAACAUAGCUUUUAGGAUAAAGUGCUUUUGCCGGUGGUGGCUUGGGUUGAAAACGCGUCGUUCACGAGUUCUUGCUACGCUGCUGUGUGUGAUACACAGGGGUUGUUUCAGAUGUUCCUGUAAAGAAAAUUGCAGUGUAGUUUGGAAACCCUUGCCGUAGAAGAAAAUGUUGUGAGAAGAAGCAGCUUGUGCAAAAUUGAGCUUACCCGCUAUUAGCAGAAAUCCCCAGUGAAGUUAGAAAAUAGCAGCGCAGCGAUCAUCACUGUCAUCGUCAUCAGCGCCGUCAGCCGUUUUGUUGUGUGUUCAACCCAGUUCUGCCGUUGUGGGAAAGUGUACUUUCCAAAGAAGCUGAAACGGGUAUCUCCGGGUAUCGUGGCUGUAUGUGAGUGUGUCUCCGUCGGUGUGUUUGUGCGUAAAAGUGCACUGGUUUCGCCCCCAAGCGGUUCCGGUUGCCAGUGACGGCUAUACAGGCCCUAGUGCCGGAAAGGAAAACAUACGCUUGGCCGCCCAUCAAACGGUGAUCUGCAUUCGAGAACGGGAGGCAGUAGGCGGCAUAUUUGCAAAACCAACAUCAAGCCGGAAGCUGCAUUUGGUUGGCUUGUUGUGGAAAAGCUGAAUGCAGCUGUCUAAAUAGAUACCCUGUGCUCUCAAACCAACUGCUCAUCCCGAAGCGCUACGAUUCUGUGGCGCCAACUGGUUACUCGAUACAGAAGCAGUUCUGAAUUAUGCAACGAUUCAACGGAAAACGAUAAGCGAUUUCCAUCUAAUGGACGGGAUUCGGCUUCAGUAGAUUUCAUCCUUUGGCGCCACCGCCGUGUAACGGAAGAUAAAAUCCAGUCAGUUGGGGACGGAGAAAACCGAGACCAGCCAACUCACCUGUCGUCGAGUUGAAAGUUUUCAAAUGGAUACCGUUCUCAGUACGGACCAAAUGUUUUCAAUGGCAAUAAAUUGAUUAAGUUUCAACAAGACGACUACUGGAAGGAGAGAAAUGAAGCAAGUUGUUCAAUGUACCAGUGAACUGGGCACUGGAAGGCAAUUGCAAGUAUAAGUCGGGCAAAAAGUGUAACUUUCAACAGUGUUCGAUCUAAAUAGAGAGAAUCAGCAAGAAAAAAAAUUUUGUAACGAGCAAGUGUUCAAGUAUAAAAGAAAAUACAAGGAAAAGCAAUAAACGUGAAAUUUCCGCAAACCGUAGGAUAUUUCCUUGAUAGCGCAGUAGAAGAAAAACUUUCUGUGGUACACACAAAACGAAUGGAAGAAAUUCACACAAAAUCCGGCGAAAACUGCAACAGCACAACACUAGAAAACUUCCCCAUGUGUCAGAAAAUGGGACUACAUGUGGUGGUGUGGUAGUGUGUGUUUGUGCGCGCGAGCGAGUGAGACUAUCCCGCGAGGAUAAGACACAGUAGUGUGCUGUCCUGAUUCCGUCGUCCCCGGUUGUCCAAACUGGCGAAACUAUAUCACAAUUUUUAUGCUGCUGCCAAAGUUCAACACUAGCCCGGUCCAAUGAAUGUGGUUCGACUGUUGCAGAUUAUAAUCGUUACAAAAUUCAUCAAAACUGGUAUCGCCGACAAGAACGACUACCCGCUCUACUUCGAGAAGGUUAUCUAUGAGGCUGAUAUCGACGAAAAUGUCGAAACAAACCACAACUUCCUCAACGUCACCGCAAAAACGCACGCUGAAGCGCCUGGUAUUCGAUACAAGAUCACAAGCGGUAACAUAGGUGGAGUUUUCACGAUCCACAACACCACCGGAGCUCUGUACGUAGCGAAAUCGCUUGAUUACGAAAAACUUAAAAAGUACGAGCUCCGGUUAACGGCAUCGGACAGCUUCAAGGAGAACUACACGACGGUGCUGAUUAACGUGAAGGACGUGAACGACAAUCCACCUGUAUUUGAGAAAUCAUCAUAUCGCACACAAAUCACCGAAGAGGAUGACCGGGGUCUGCCGAAGCGGGUGCUACGGGUUACAGCAUCGGAUGCCGAUGUGGACCGACCGAACAAUAUCAUCUACUUCCUCACCGGUCCGGGAAUCGACAUCGAAAAUCCAUCGGAGAGCAACUUCGACAUCAACAAGGCAACAGGCGAAAUAUUUGUGUUGAAGCCACUCAAUCGCGAUUCGCCCCACGGGCGGCCUUCGUGGAAGUUCACCGUUUUCGCACAGGACGAAGGUGGCGAGGGGUUGGUCGGCUUCACGGAAGUGCAAAUCAAUCUUAAGGAUGUGAACGACAAUGCACCGACAUUUCCGCAGGGCAUCUACUACGGAAAUGUCACCGAAAAUGGCACCGUCGGUAUGUACGUGAUGACAAUAAAAGCCGAAGAUCACGACGACAUUAACGAGGGUACCAACGCAAAAAUUGUCUAUUCGAUCGAAAAGAAUGCAAUCGAAGAAGAUACCGGUCUACCGAUCUUCGAUAUCAACCCGGACACCGGGGUCAUCAAGACGGCCGUGUGCUGUCUGGAUCGGGAAAAGACUCCCGACUACUCGCUGCAGAUUGUGGCAACCGAUGGUGGUGGUAUGAAGGGAACGGGAACCGCUUCCAUCAAGGUGAAAGAUUUGAACGACAUGCCACCUCACUUCACCAAAGACGAGUGGUUCGUCGAAGUGGAGGAAACUGAUGGAAACAUACUGCCGGAAGUUCCCAUCUUGACCGUCACGGUCAAUGACGACGAUGAGCUGAACAAUUUUCAGUACAAAAUCAUCGAAAGCAGCGGUUACGGAGCGGACAAGUUUGCAAUGAUAAAAAACAACGACGGAACCGGGAGCUUGAAGGUAAUCCAACCGCUUGAUUUCGAAGAUCCCAUGCAGGUGAAUGGAUUUCGAUUUCGCAUUCAAGUUCUGGACAACGAAGGCAUCAACGAUACCGACAAGUACCAUCUCGAUCACUCGUGGGUUAUCGUCAAACUGAAAGACAUCAACGAUAAUACACCCCGUUUCAGAAGGCCUCACAUGGAAGCUAGCACCUCCGAGAGUGACGAGAUCGGAAAGACGCUGGUCAGUUUCAAGGCCAUCGAUAUCGAUAAUGCCGGUAAGAGCAAAAUUACGUACAUGAUUAACCGGGCGACGGACCGGAAGCGCCAGUUCGCAAUCAACGAUGAAGGAACGGUCACAAUUCAACGCGAGCUUGAUCGUGAAUCCGUUUCGAAGUACAACUUGGAAAUACUGGCCAUCGAUGACGGAGUUCCUCCACGGACGGCCACGGCUACCCUGACCAUCGAGGUGAAGGAUGUCAACGACAACGCUCCGGUCUUUGCGGAAGAAUAUCGACCGAUUCUACCGGAGAACAGUCCGCCAUCGAAAAUCAUCGAGAUAUCUGCGAUCGACCAGGAUGACCGCAAAAUGAGCAAUGGUCCACCGUUUCAGUUUCGCUUGGACCCGGAAGCGGAUGAUGUUAUAAGAACUUCGUUCAAAGUAGAACAAAGCAACAAAGGCAAUGGUAUGGCGAUUGUUUCCUCACUGGGAUCGUUUGAUCGUGAAUAUCGGAAACAGUACGAAAUUCCAAUUGUUAUAAAAGAUUCGGGUAAUCCACCUCAAACCGGAACCAGCACAUUAACGGUGACCAUCGGUGACGUCAACGAUAACAUCAUGCAACCGGGAUCGAAGGAGGUUGUAGUUUACAACUAUCAGGGUCAAGCACCGGACACUCCGAUUGGUCGAGUGUUCGUGAAUGACCUGGACGAUUGGGACACAUCGGACAAGUUGUUCUAUUGGGAUGAAGUCGAAAAUCCACGAUUCAAACUGGACGAUACCUCCGGUAUGGUCACGAUGCGACGAGGUGCUCGUGAGGGUCGAUACAAGUUACGGUUCAAAAUCUACGACCGUAAGCAUUCCCAGGAAUCGUUUGCCAACAUGUCGGUGCUGGUGAAGCACAUUUCGUACGAAGCGAUUGUAAACUCCGGAUCGAUUCGACUGAUGGGUCUUACCGAUGAGGAUUUCAUCCGAAUAUGGGACUACCGAACACAGAACAUUUUCCGUAGUAAGCUGGAACGUUUCCGAGAUAAGCUGGCGGAAUUGUUGAAUAUUGAUAGGAAAAAUGUGGACGUGUUUAGCGUUCAGAUGCGGCAGACCACUCCACCACUGGUGGAUGUAAGGUUUUCCGCUCGGAAUGCGUUUUUCUUCAAGGCAGUACAGCUGAACGGAGUUGUUCUGUUGCACAAAGAGGACAUUGAACAGGCCGUUGGAAUUAACAUAACGAUGGUGAACAUCGACGAAUGUCUGGCCGAGAACGCCGAUUGCAACGGUUCUUGUACUAGUAUUAUGGAAGUUCAGACCAAUCCCAGUUUAGUGAAUGCCAACAAAACGGCACUGGUAGGUGUUCAGAUCAAGUCCACGGCCGAGUGUAUGUGCAGUGCACGGGAAUACAAACAGCAGCAGACAUGCAAAUCGCACCCGUGCCUGAACGGUGGUCGCUGUACGGAUAGCAAAUCCGGUGUUCGUUGUUCUUGUCCUCCCGGGUACAGUGGACCUCGUUGUCAGCAAACUGUUCGCAGUUUCCGUGGUAAUGGCUGGGCUUGGUAUUCGGCACUGGAUAUGUGCGACAAAUCUCACAUUAGUGUAGAAAUUAUUACAACUAAAGCCGACGGGUUAGUGUUUUACAAUGGACCCAUCGUUGCUCCGAAUGACGAAGAUGAUCAAACACAGACGGAUUUCGUUGCACUGGAAUUGGAACAGGGAUAUCCGAGAUUUUUGAUCGAUUACGGCUCCGGUACGCUAGAGCUAAGAAUACAAACCAAACAACCUCUGAACGACGGUGACUGGCACCGGAUCGAUUUGUUCUGGGACUCCGAACGGGUCAAAAUGGUUGUGGACUACUGCAAAACUGCAGUCAUAUCGGAAGCCGAGGACGGCAAUCUCGUUGAGUUUGUAGACCACACAUGCCAGGCCAUCGGCCGUGUGCCGCAGUUCAACGAAUACCUGAACCUGAACACACCGCUCCAGAUUGGCGGGGUAUUCCGGGAAAAGUUUGACUACACCUAUCAACGCUGGCAGCACAUGCCGUUGGCAGCUGGAUUCGAGGGUUGCAUAAGAAAUUUCAAGCACAAUGGAAUUUUGUACGAUCUAUCACAUCCGGGACUUUCCAAGGGUACCAUGCCCGGUUGUCUGUUCACCCAGGAAGUUUGCGAUCUGAACCCACAGGUGGCCAAGUGCAUGGAACACGGUAAAUGCAUUGGAAACUAUGAUGAAGCCAAGUGUGAAUGCCAUCCGGGCUGGUCCGGAACGUACUGUAGUCUACCGACGACGCCGACUACCUUCAAAACUCACAGUUACGUUAAAUAUGCACUUAGUUUUGAGCCGGACAAGUUCACGACGCAGAUUCAACUGCGUUUCCGAACGCGCGAAACCUUCGGUGAACUGUUCCGCAUCAGCGAUCAACACAUGCGGGAGUACGGCGUGAUUGAGCUGAGGGAAGCCAAGCUACUGUUCCGGUACAGUCUGAAUUCCGGCCAGGUGGAAGAGCACGAAGUGUCCCUCAGUGCCGUCGAGGUGGACGACGGUCAGUGGCAUGUGGUGAAGAUUCAACGGUACGGCUCGGCUGCCAUCCUGGAGCUGGACGGCGGCGAGGGUGCCAAUUUCAAUCAAAGCUUUUCCUUCGACGGACAUCAGUGGCUUUCGGUGGACAAACAGGAAGGUGUUUACGCGGGCGGAAAACCGGAGUACACGGGUGUGAAAACGUUCGAUGUUCAGGCUGACUAUCAGAAGAGCUGCAUCGAUGAUAUCAGAUUGGAUGGCAAAAGUCUUCCACUGCCACCGGCAACCAACGGGACCCAGUGGGGCCAGGCAACGAUGGCCAAGAACAUCGAGCGGUACUGUUCGUCCAAUAAUCCGUGCCAGAAUGCGUACUGUCCGGAACCGUUCGAGUGCGUCGAUCUCUGGAACAAGUACGAGUGUGCGUGCGGCGAUGGCAUGAUCAUUUCGCCUGAAGGGAAAACCUGUAUCGAUCGGAACGAGUGUCUGGACUAUCCCUGUUUGAACGGCGGAACCUGCAUCAACCAGGAGCCCCGGUUCAAGUACAAGUGCAUCUGUCCGGACUCGUACUGGGGCGAAAGUUGUGAAUUCCUGAAGGAACGACAAGCGUUGAAGUUCAGCACAAGUGCCUUGGCUGCCGUCAUAACAUGUCUAUUGCUGAUUAUUAUUUUGUUAUUUCUCUAUUUUUCCUGUUCUCGCCGCCGUUCGGCCAACUUCAACAAGAAACCGGCAACGAAGGACGACAUCCGCGAGAACAUAAUCAACUACUGUGAUGAGGGAGGCGGAGAAAACGACAUGACCGCAUUCGACAUGAAAACCCUCAAGAUCCCGAUAGGACCACUGCCGGAACUGGUGCAACACAAGGCACCACCCGUUCGUCCCGAUAUUGCCGUCGUGUCCGACCAGGUCAUCACCAAGGUCGACGUGUUCCUGGACGAUCGGAAACGACGGGCGGACGUCGAUCCCGCCUCCGGACCGUUUGACGACCUCCGGAACUAUGCCUACGAAGGCUGUGGGAGUACGUCUGGCUCGCUAAGUUCCUUACAGUCAGGUACUGAUGAUGAACCCCAUGAGUAUAACUUUUUAACGGCAUGGGGUCCGCGGUUCGAUAGGUUAGUUAAUAUAUAUGAACCAAAAUUACAAAUCGAAGAUGAUGACGUUAGUUAAAACUAGCUCUUUUGUGUUGGCCCAUUGAUGUUUUGCUACUCCGCAGCGUACGUGUAGUUAACUAUUUUUGUUUUUAUGAAUUCGAACAGUGUAGAUAUCAGAAAAAAAGAAUACUAAUAUUAAACCGGAAUAAUAUUGUAAGCGGUUAGAAAGCCUCUCAAAAUUGAUGGCCGAAAACAAUUUGAAAUGUUGUACAUCCAAACAAAAAGAUUAAAACAGAGUUUAGCUAAUAAGUAGUUAAUAAGUAAAUCAAAAUAGUGAAAAGAAGAGCAUGUUACCUUUUUCAGUGCUCUGUUCCAGAAAACAAGGACUGUUGGUUGUUUUCCCUGGUAGCGAGAAUUGAUUGACUAAGUUGUUGAAGAGUAGGUUCAAUAGUUUGCAAACUGUUAAAGACCCGAUUUUUUUCGUCUCUAUUUUCGAGAAUUUAAUAAAAAGUUGCUUAGUUUCAACUGCUUAGGAAAAUGUCGAAGAAUUUCGUCCAUUAGUCCGCGGGAACAACUGUCACCAGAAUAGGAACACCAAAUGAGCUAAAACAUAUUUGCAAUUCACGGGAAAAAAUAUUUGUUAUCUACUUGACUGCGCACAGCAAAUUUUAUGGGUAGAGAAAAAAACUGAUCGCUAUCAAAAAUUCAUCACUCAGCAAGGAAACGACAAAAAAGAAACUGCGAAUAUCCGAACCGUGCACUGGACAAUACGUUACUUGAAUCGUUGAUGAUUUCCCAGGCGAUAUCCUCGUUUCGAAAAGCGAUUGAUUGGGAUAAUUGUGUUCACAUGAAAGAGGAAUCUCCAACGUAUGGCGCAACUGUGCUAUGUUAUUUAUUUUUUUUUUUCAUAUUAUGUUGGCCGGUUUCGCUGUUGCAACCAACAAAAUAAUCAAACCGUAAAGAGAGCGUUUUUUUGUCAGUUUUUCAAUCAUAAUACCAUUCAAAGGGAAUCCAUUCGUUUUGUUGUUCCUGCUGAGCAUAAAUAUCAAAACCUUGUGCAAAAUCGAGUUCAUGAAACAAACACCGCAACAGAUAGAAAGAGAUAGCAGCAAAGGUGAACAGACAAUGCCAAACGACAUUUUCUGGAAGAAGAGUACCAGAAAUCCAAAAACGAUAUUGCAAAUGGGCAUGCCAGCUGCGAGGAAAAUAAACAUUUUCGUUAGAAAAUCAAUUUGUAAAUAUUAAAGGUAAGCUCAAACAGUAUUUUUUACCGUAUUCGUUGACGUCGUCGAAAAUAGAUGAGAGAAAAGAAAACCAUUUCAGCGCUCUCAGAAAAUACGAAUAAAUAUUUAUAAUAGUGCUAACACAUGUACACACACAAAAAAAAAACAAACUUCCAGAUAGGACAUGACAAACAAAUCAAAAAGAGCGCAAUGGAAAAGUGAAGUGCAGAUUCUACACUCCAACAUGAAUCAAAUGUAAAAUCGAAUCUUUGAAAGUCUGAGGAGAAACCGUCGUUCUGCGUUCCAACAAAGCUGGGGACAUGCUGCGAAGUGUACAUGCAAUGCAUGUCGUUGGUUUUAAUUUUUUUUUCUUGGUGCAAAUGUAACAUAAAGCAGUACCACUCGUUCAAACCGAAGAUUCGAGCAAACGAUGCAAUUUUUGGACCGUAAAAAUGGGAAUGAACAAACAAAAUGAAACCGUUUAACGAAAUAUAAACUGUCUCAAUCCGGAAUGAUUUCAAUGUGGUUUUGGUUUUUGUCCGUUAUCAUAUUCGGUGGUUUACCUCCAUAUCGGAAUCCUUCGCCAUUUGUGUAUGGUUUUUCAAUCUGAAAUCCAAUGUCAAACUGUGUAAGAAUUUCAAUGACAUUUCAGAAAUAAAAGUAACUUUUAGGUACGAGGGCAGGUCAGUAAGUCCGUGACUUUUUGAAUAUUCGGCCUCUUGAUUGUAAUGACAACAUUAUUUCUGUCAACAGACAACUGUUAGUCGAUUCCAGUUAAAAAUUAGCGUUAGCAUUGACAGUAGCAUUAGAUACCGCUCGUGUGUUGGUACUUCGUUAUUGAUCAGAACCAAUUAAGCUUGAAAAAUGUUUUUCUGAAACAACUUGUUUGGAAAUAGCACGUAGUUUCACAUUAUGUAAAUUACAUUGAUCCCUCAAAUGCAGAUCUACUUGGGGAUGAAGAGUUGUUAGUUCAAUGCACGUUGCUACGUUGAAAUCGAGGAAUCCUCUGCAUUUCCACAUGCAUCACAGGGAGGGCUUGUUUGUUAGUGAAUUUUCGAAUAUUAUCAUGUGUUUAUUACUCUGGGUAGCCGGUUACCGACACGGAACGACCGGAGUUAGCUCUGCGCCUAAUUCGUAUUACUGUUUUUGAAUUAGUUGAUUUUAACAACAAAAUUUCCAAAAUAACUAUAAAAUUAGUUAAAAUUGAGAAUUUACUUUGCUGAAAAAACUCUUAUUUUUAGAGAAUGUGUUUAGUUGGCGAAUAUUCUGGACACAAACCAGCAAUAUUUCAAUCCAGUACGAAAUUCUCAUUGACAACAAAUUUUGUUAUUAAAAUCAGAAAAUUUGUUUCUAUUUAUCUAUCACCAUCAUUAUUGAAGGACAGGACAAAGAAAACAAAAAUGAAAUUGGUUUUAUUAACAAGUUUAUUAGCUGAAAGCUCAUGAGAAGUGUCAAAGCAAAACAAUCCAUUAAAAAGCUAAAAGGGACAGUCUUGUUCAAACUGCUUGUUUAGAUGUUUUUCGCAUGUGUUACGAUAUAUCCAUAUAUAAAUUCCUAAACCGAUAUGUAAAAAUGACGUAAACUGUUAGUGGAAAGUGUAUUUAUUCAGAAUUUGUGCGCAUUUAAAGCGAUUGUGCGUAAUAAUGUUUUUACGGGGAACAGUGAAGUGAGUUUCGAAUGUUGCACUCUAAUUGUAUAUGUCAAAUGAUGUUUUUUGUAUCUUCCAACCUUCUGGGCUACGUUGUCCGGUGUACUACUUGUAUUCGGUUUUUGUUUUCCGAGUGCUCAAAGUUUUCAGUGAGAUAGUCAAUUUCGCGAAGUCGAAUGAAGAAAACAGCAAUUGAGAAGGAAAAUGUUCAAAAAGAAGUUUAUGUUUCGCUUAUGUCUUUUUCUCCAAUACAACAUCGUAUUUAUACCUGACAAUAUAGAAAAGAUAAUCGAGACUGAAAUUUUUUUCGGUUGUCGUGUGCCAUCUAGUGGCUAGUAGUCAUUACGGUGUUAACGUUUUUUCGGUGACAGAGCGCCAUAUAGCUGCAAAUGGCAGAAACCAAUUCAACCAUUUAUGUUGGUUGAAAACAACGUUUUAUUUCUCUAAUUCAACUAAAAAAUUAGUUGCAUGGAUAUGAAGCGUGCCUUAGCUAAGAAAUGACAGCACGUUUAAUUGGUGAAUUCAACUAAAAAAAUAGCCAUUUCAACAAAUAUUUUAUUAUUAUUAAGGGAAUUAGAAUUAAAAAAUCUAAAUUAGCAAAAGUAAAAUUUUUUUAGUUUUUUUUCAAAAAAUAACUAAAAUCAGAAAAUCAACUAAUUUUUUCGCCAAAAAUCUGAUUUCGGUCUUUCCGUGGAGAAAAAAUUGCAAUUUUAUCGUGUUUUGUAUUCAUAAGCACGGUUGCCAGAAAUAUCUGCACGGUUAGAGUUUAUCUCGUGCGCUUAUCUAACGCAGCGUUUAUCCCGAAAGAAAUAGAACUUCGAGCAAUGGAAAAAAGGGAAAUGGGCAUUAUUUUUUUAUUGAACAAACCCAAUUACCGCAGCUUGAUAAAUAUUGUGGGGACUAUGCGUCAUCUAAUUGGUACACUACAUGGUUUUACAGAAUUGGAAAUUGAAGCUUGUGGAGCUUGUGAAAAUCAUACUUCUCUCAGUGGUUCCAAUUUUGAAUGAUCACUUGAGGAGACGGGUAUAGCAUGAUGGGAUAGUCGAUGCCUAUCACGCAGCCCGCCUGGGUUCGAUUCCCAACCCCGCACAUAGGGCCAGAAAGAUUUUCUGGUCCGAAGAGACGAAUGACUUUAAGAUGUUAAAACCUCUAUAAUUGAAACAAGAAAAAAAGAUCACUUGGAUGUGAGAAACUUUUUUCGCGCUUUCGCACAAUAUGGACGUGUUUUUGCUCCGUUCCAUAACUUAAAACGAGACGUCGAUCCACCCCAACAACGCACCGGAGACCAAACCGCAGUCGAAAUAGUAUUCGAAUACGAAUCAGUGCCGAAAACGACAAACGUGGGGUUGUUAGUAAAUGAAGUCAUGGCGGCCAUUUUCUGAGAUGCCGACGGUAUAAUCCACUGACUACCUUCAAAUGGGGAAAAUCAACCAACGGCGAAUACCAUACCAACUCAUUGUGUCGAUUCAAUAAGGAAUUGUAAAAAAACCGACCGCAUUUGGCCAAGAAAAAAGUUCUUUUUCACCAGGACAAGUCAUAUGCUCAAUUUUCAUGAUAAAAAUCUUUGAAUUGGGCUACGAACUGUUUCCCAUCCACCCUAUCCACUUGAUUUAGUCCCGAAUGACUAUUUUAAAAACUUGGAAAAAAAUCUCAGAGAAAGAAAUAUUUCCCAAACUUGGAGCUGGAUUGAGAUUUGACUGCAUUAACGAAAUAUUCUCACAAACAAAUGAUUGUAUCAUUCGAAAACAUCACGGUCCUAUUGUAUUGAGCUACCGGGGUUGGUUGUUUAAUGUACUGGGCCUUAACCUUAUAAACCAGUUGUUGUAUGUUCAAUCACCAACCUGAAAAGAUUCUAAAUGUCAAUAUCGUUUGAAUUUCAUGUAAAAACUUUGCGUUUACUUAAUCAACAACUCUCUGCUUCAAAGUAAUAUAAACUCGUUUAUCUGAGCUAUCCUUUUUUUAACUGUAUUUAUUAAGGCACAAUGUGGUUAGCUUAAUGAUGCCAAGGGCAUUUUCUUAUAUUUUUUUACAACUUGUGUAAUGGCUGGAAGGAUAGGUCUUCCAUGUAAUGGUUUGUCCUUGUGGGUCCGCGGUGAGCUAGCCUUUAUUUACGUUUGGGGAAUUGCAGUCAGUAGCUAGAAAAUCUGAAUGUACCUGAAAUUUUAAAAAAAAUCUGUGCUAAAAUCUUAUAUUUUUCAUGAAAACUAAUCGAAGGCAAUUUUCGAACAAAGCUACAUCAUCCAAAUGUUACCAAGUUCACUUUACUCAUAAAAGAACUAAUGAAAACAAAAAUCUGAUAUGUUAUUUUGCUUUAGGAACCCCGAUCAUAUUCAUAAAUGUGACUAGGUUUCACAGUAACAGAAACUUGAACUAAGGCAAUCAGAUAAAUACAAUCUUCUAAAUGAAUAAGAAGGCAAGCGCAUCUUCGAGAAAUGCUUUUGAAGAAGUUUUACGCUAGCUUGUUGAAAAAGAACGCCAACGUCAUUCAAAUUUUCCUAGAGGCUUUUCUGCAAGUUUUUUUUUCAGUUUUGACUAGUUUAGGAAGACGAGACGAUGUUCUUAUUCCAUUCCAUGCACAACAGUGAUCACUUCACUGCAUGCUCUCUACAAGCAAAGUCCUUGGCAUUACAUUCCUUCUGUAGCAAUUGACCUCUCUGUUUCAAAAGACUCCGCAGACGAUUCUGACACUAAUUUUUUUUCCAGAUCAGAACUCGAACAUACGACAACUGGCUUGUUAGACCAACGCCCUACGUAUUGAACUGCAAACCCGGGACGAGUUAUCGUCUUCUGGAAGAGCAUAAUUUCGGUUGGCAGGUCAAAACAUAUACAACGAUUGUCUUCAUAUAGCUUCGUUAGAAAAUUUAGAGCAUUGUCGCUGCAUUCAAAUUCUGCGUCGAAAGCUUCAUGUAGUCAUCCAGUGUCAUCCACACUCUGAAAAGUACCUCCAAAUAUUCAGGUCUUUCGAACGCUGACCGCAAUUGGUAAUGGUUCUUGCAAAACUCGGGAAGCGAUUUCUCCGAAAGUCGUUUUGCCGAAUGGGUCAAUUCGCCAAAAGUCGUUUCACCGAAUAGGUCAUUUCGUCGAAAGGAAUAUUUGACUGGAAGGGAAAUAUAUCAGAAUAUAUCACAUUAAUAAUUUUUAUAAAAAAUCUAUAAAUUUAGGAUAUUUAUAUGAUUUGAUAUUUAUAUGUUUUAUUCAUUAAAAAUAUUUAUUUGUCGGACAGCACACGAACAAAAACGUGUGGCAAUCUAAAAAACUUAAGCAAAACCCGAGUAGAGUGUGAGAUUAAAAAGAAAACUCGAUUUGAUGUUGUGCUGUUCGUAUAUAUCGAUUACUUAAUUUGCCAUCGUUUCGGUCGUUUUAACGGUUAAAAGAUCAAAAUUGAAAGCAGAAAAAUGCUGUGUGACAUCAAACUGGAAACUAGUUUGGCUCUCAGUGAAAGCACAUUGAAAACUUAAUAUGAUGUAGAUUUUCUCGAAAUGACGCGUCAGGAGCAUAAUCUAAAAAUAGAACAGCCAAAAAAGGUCCGGGAUAGUAUACAUUUGGGCGAUAUUCUCGCAAGCAAGAAAAAAGAUUUUAUGCAAUCUCCAUAUUAGUCGCAAGCAAGAAAAAAGAUUUCAUGCAAUCUCCUCCACACUACCGCGGAGAGAAUCCGGUUUCGAACUUAGGUGUUUUGGAACUUUUUACGAUUGCUAUGGACUGUAAGUGCUAGCUAUCAGGACAUGGAAAAUGUUCGGUUAUAUGACAAGCAGGGUUGUUUCACAAUGUUGUAUACAGGUAGUUUCUGUCAGUGCACACUCGUUGCGUCGCUUUCAUCCCGCUUCCAUCCCGCUUCCACCGUGAAUAGCAGUGUGCCUAUUUGAGCACAGUAUGAAAAUGUUCUCUUUGUCCUUCUCAUAUUCAAAGCUGUAGCAUUCGAGCAUUAUAACAUUAAAUUGAGUUAUCUACUUGAUCUGAAACAACUCGCACAUGUAAUCACUUUGAAAUACGAAUUCAGAGGCUCUGAAGACCGAACGUUUUACAGUGACUUCUCCUACCACACAGGGAACGUGAAUUAGGAAUCUGGCAAUAAGGUAUCCCAAAUCAUUUGUUUUUUCAACAAAUUGGGACAAUGAACGAUUAUCUCGCUUCUGACCACAGAUAGAACCAGAAUCUCUUCAAUAAAUUUUUAGUUCUGGUGUAGACUUAUAAUUUACAAUCAUUUGAUGCAGAAUUAGUCUUGUGACUCAAAAUUGUAAAGAUUCAAUGAGACGGUUUCUUUAGAAAAGUCUAUUAAAGUUCCAAGAUCUAUUAGAUGAUUGAUAAAACACUUCUCCUAAUAUCUAGCGUUAGUAAGUAUAUGAAGUUCUAAGCAUUUAUAACUAGGUGUGAGAAUUGUUUUGAAGAGUGUCUUCGACAUAGUUUGUGUACUACUCCUAAUAUACAAAUUAAACAUAUAUUUUCUUACUGGCUCCUCUAAGCCAGUAAAGUAUUAUUAAGAAUUAGCUCUAGGUUCUGAAAUCUGAGACAUUCAAUAUUCGAUGUUCGAAGUUCGUAAACAAUGAAUUUUUCCAUACUGUUGGAUAUAAAGUUAUGGGUAUUUUCAGAACGGGUUUGGCGAGUAGAUUAUUUUCACCAUCCAGUUCCCCAAUUUCUGGAUACACUGAAAAUAAUGGUCUAAAAAUUUUGGAAUGAACUUCGCGACGUCGUAUGAUUACAAAUAUCGAAACAGUUUUUUAAACUGAACGCAAAAAUUGUUACAGGAUCGGAUACUUAACGUAUCUAGAAGGAAAUCGAUUACGUCAAAUAUAUUUCUCAUGUCAAAUUCUUAAAUAAGCUCCUUCUACGGCAGACGAUCAGCGAGAUGGGAAUGCCAAAGCCACUAUUCAAAUUGACCUGCUUCAGACAAACGUGGUACCGAUGAUCACCAAUUUAUCUAAUGCCUUCCAGACGUGUGGUUUGACACCAAUAUUCUCGUGGUUAAAAAGAAAGAGCAUUAUUUGCGUAAAUGUUGAAAAAAUGUUGAAAAAAAUCGAUUCUUCGCGGUUAUGGUUGCGGUUAACUGCAGGAUCUCGGCAGGAUGUCAAAGCAUUUUUGUAAAAGGUAACUAGGAAUAAUUCUUCCAUUGAAACUUAACUUUGUAUUUUUGUGCUGCCAUUUGAAAUUUGCUCAAUUUCAAUGGAUUCACUAAGUUGUUGAUUUUAAUAUUUUCAUUUUUUGAGUUUCACAAAACUUUUGCCUUUAAACAGCAAAAUGAUAACACAAUGUGGUAUUAAUUGAAAAUUUGAUGAGUCGAUAUCAUAUUAGGAUUUCAAUCUGAUGUUGCUAUUAUAAUCGAAUAUCAAUUUGUUCUAAUUUUGAUGUUAGACUUUACUCGGGAAGUGUUGUCUUUCUUGAAUAAACGUGAGGAAAUGAGAUUGUCCGUUAUUUUAUAUGAAAGAUACUUCAGAAGUACGAUUGUAGUUCAACAAAACGGGCGUGGACAUUAGCAUCUUCCGUUUGUCAGUACAAUUAUACGAUUCGGCGAAAUGUCGUUAGGCGAACUAACCCUUUCGCUGAACGAAACGGCUUUCGGUGAAAUGGCUUUCGGUGAAUUGACCCUGACCCGUUCUGUGCCUGCCACUCAUGACUUCGUUAUUCCAUCGCACCCUGGGAAGCCAACCGAUUUGUAGGUCCAUAAGCCGAAUUUAUUACGAUCGUUGUCUUUUAUUCGUCACCUAGCAUAUUGCCGUCACCUAGGUAUUCCGAGUCGUGUAAUU
Molecule: messenger RNA, 16152 nt
Organism: Malaya genurostris
Lineage: Eukaryota; Metazoa; Arthropoda; Insecta; Diptera; Culicidae
Product: neural-cadherin-like
Exons: 14
Coding region: 2493-7619 (1708 amino acids)
Biological process (GO): homophilic cell-cell adhesion
Cellular component (GO): plasma membrane; catenin complex
Molecular function (GO): cadherin binding; calcium ion binding
Source: RefSeq, a predicted model, not a curated record